AUGGAGGCUCAAACCAGUUUAGACGGGAGAGCCAAGCGUGUCGGCGUGCAUGACCACGUCUACGUGGUGCGCAGUGAUGAUACCUGCAAGCCUGCUGGAUUCGUUGGAACUGCUGACUGCGAAGUGCUUUUCGCUGGCCGUCUGAGCCCACAAGUUCCAGGAGAGGACAGGGGCCUGAAUGGUCUCAAGGGGGCCCGGCAUUUGACUCAACUUCCGCAAUCUGAAGUGCGGAUCCUGUUAGAUGUUCGACCUAGAGUCCUCCCUUCCAAUGGUGACACCGAGAUGACUUGGGAAGAGUUUGAAGCUAAAUACCCUUUGCCACGUCAGAGUUUGCGAGAGAAGCAGAAGCUCAUGAGGUAUUUUCUUGCUAAGGCACAAGUGCCAGACAGUGUCCUACUUGAGUCCACUGCUAUCACGCUGCUGGACCAACCCUUGCCAGACCGGAACUUGCAAUCUUUUGGGAGCCAGGGGAAAUCGCAAAUCCAGUCACUCCUAGAAGACAUCCAAAAAGCAGCUGAUGAAGGUGUUCCCACAGUGGUGGCUGAUCGAUUGAAGGUGGUUUCCCGGAUUUUUCAAGUUCUAGAUGCAAAGCAGGGGAGACGACGGCUCACAAACCCAACGUCGCAACCAGGCGACGCAGAUCAUCAUGAUGCACAAUCUUCAGAGGCUAUUCCUGGUGGAUUUGGAUACCGCCCUGACUUCAUGCUGUGCUCUGUUCUGUUGGCAGAUAAGCUGACCAGCCCUGAACAAAUGGCCGAUGCAUUGUCAUUGCGGCUUUGCUUGGCUCCUGAACUUGUGGAGCACAUCUUCAAGCAGGGCUUGCAGAUUCCAAGCAGAAUGACACUGCAGAGGCAUUGGGCUGAGUUCAAGGAGACGUUGACUGCGGUUGCCCGGGCCUUUGGAACUUUUCACCGGCUUGAUCGAUUCAGAGAUGUGUGCAUCAUGCGGAAUCCCAAUGUGCCUGAGGAAUUUCGCCACGCACUGGUAGGUUUGUUCAAGACGGUCUGUCCUCAAUUUGUUGAGCACAGGUGGGAGUAUCUCUUCGAAACUUUGGAAUGGGUUGCCCCCCGCAAGUCUGCCCUAGAAUUCUUGAAGCUUCGGGAUUUCACCAAUGCUGCUGCUGAGCGGGAGAACCCUUCCCAGAAUGAGCAGCACCAUCUUUCUUCCAAACAUUUGGAGCUGUUGACUUCUUUAUGUGAUGAUGGAGUUGCGGCGCGCCGUUUCUGGGCUAUGUGCGGCCUGUGCAAGAUUCUCAGUGACUGGGGCCAUGGUGUUACCGGAUUCCUUCAUGGCUGUCCGUGUCAUGACUGGAAAGAGAGACCUAAGAAAAGGAUGAAGAAGGAUGUUGAAUUUUUAGAAAAGAAAGAGGAGGCUGACCGCCAAACGAAUUGCCCCAUGUCAGGCAGGAUGGCAGUACCAUUGGCAGCCGGGUACCCAAAGUCUGCAUUGCAGAAAUUGAAGAGUGAAGCCUCAAAUUUCCCAAACCAUGUUCAGACCGCCGUGCAAAAACUUUUUGAGAAGGAUCCUGACAGUGCGAACAUCCUUUUGGAUAACUUCAGGGUCGCGGUUUCAAAACUGGAAUUCAGAAUGACACAAGCUUUUGGUUACUGGAAUGAGCUCCCUUGGGUGCUUCUCAUGAUCAUGCAGCCCUACGUGCUGAACUUUUCCACUGCAGAAGAGGCCUGA
This is a messenger RNA of Cladocopium goreaui, 1686 nucleotides long. Lineage: Eukaryota; Dinophyceae; Suessiales; Symbiodiniaceae. The record is from the annotation of a GenBank genome assembly.